This is a messenger RNA of Lathyrus sativus (Indian pea), 378 nucleotides long. Lineage: Eukaryota; Viridiplantae; Streptophyta; Magnoliopsida; Fabales; Fabaceae. The record is from the annotation of a GenBank genome assembly.
AUGGAUUCUUUUAAACAAAUUUGGGGUGAAGGUUGUAGCAGUAGUGAAUCUGGUUGGACUAUGUAUAUUGAUUCUCCAAUGCAAGAAGAGGAUGCUAGAUGCAGCAAUGAAAAUGAUGGAUAUAAUCAUAAUCAUCAUGAAGUCUACGGCGAAAAGAAUCGGAGAAAGAAGAAAGUUGAUGAAGAAGAAAGCGACGAUUCAAUGGCUUCGGAUGCUUCGUCCGGGCCGAUGAAUUAUCAACAACAUCGCGGCGGAGAAGGGAGGAACGGUACGUCGGUGUCGAAGAAAGAUAAACAAGAUCAUGGAAGUAAGAGUUGUUCUAAGAAGAAUGGAAGUAAACAAGAGAAGAAACGUGUGGAUAGUAGAAGUAAGAAAUGA